CAAAAAGGAAAGUAUGGUCCCCAGGAGGUUUUGUAUAAAGAUUAGUGUCUGUAUGAUACCAUUAGGGUUGCGAUUGUUUCGGUAUUACAUGGUCUAAUGUAAAAGGUUAAUCUUUCCUUCGCUUUGUGGUCUUGGUUAACUUGGUGAUUUUGUUAACUUAGUAUGUUCGGUUCUGAUGUUUUUUUGAUCUCUGCAGAAAAUUAGCAUUUGCUCUGUCUGACAUAAACCAGCCUCCAAGCCACAUAGUGUCAUAUGAUGUACUGUACAUACUAUUAUGUUAAUUUAAGGAAUAUAUGAAAAAAAGGAAUCCAGCUAGGUUAAUGAGUCAGGAAGCAGAAACAUGUUUCAGGAUUCCUAUUUUAACUUAUAAACCGACUCUCGCCCAUGACUAAGGAGGUAAUGUCGGAUUCUGGGUAAGAGCUUGAUUUUCCUCUUGCGUUUUGUUUGUUGAUUUGUGUCAUGUUUUGUUGGCAGCUGACUCUGAAUUUCUGGAAGAGCUCCUGGAAGUUUCUGGACAUAAUGAUAUCUGUGCUGUGGCAUGAGCCUCUCUGUUGCCAUAUGCUGCAGAGUUGGUCUUCUCAUCACUUCUGCUCACUCUGUGCCAGGAUGCCACCUCACACGUGCUGGACUCAUCACUGGUCCUGCUGGGCACGUCUGCUAGACCAUGUGACUCACACAGGAAAGCUGUCCUAGGAUGCUGCUUUAGUUCUCAAGUUUGUGGGCUUGUUUUGUCACUUACGUUAGGUGCAUACGUGGCUAAAUAACAUUGCAAUUCAGUCCCAAACAGCUAAGUGUUGUUCUGAUCAAGUUGAGUUUAUCUUGAAAGUAGUGUUACUAGCCAAGGCUCCUAUAGAUGUAUUAUUGGGAUGUCUUUUCUGUGUAGUUGUGGCCGUUGUUCGACUGGGAGCUCAAAAUCCACCCACCUGUUUGAGCAGUCAGUGUGUUACCGCAGGCUGUUGAGGAGUAUUAAAUUCAGACACCCAGCUAGUGCCUGGGGCUGAUGGACUUGCUGUCAUUCAGCCGAUUGAACCAUUUAUCAAAAUACUGACAGUAUUGAUUUGCUUUAUUCCCCAAACUUUGGCAACCACAGCCCCAGGAUAUUUCUAAAGUAAAAACAAAUAAUAUGAUAUCUUGCUGUUUUUAUACCUUAAUGUGACUUACCCCCCCGGAAACUUGGUGGAAGAAAAUCAUUCUGGCAUUCUUAGUCCCUGUUUGUUCAGCAGGUUAUGAUACUUGACAUAUAACUGCGGUCUUAAAAGCAUCAGCAAUCCUCUCUCAUUCUUGGAAUUGAUGAUAAAAUGUUUGGGUAUAAUAGUUUUGUCUGAAAGUCAGGUCAUAAACACAAAACUAACACAUUAUUGUUAACACGCACCUCUUUGGGUUUUUUUUGUUUUUUUUAAAUGACAAAUUUUUCUAAUGUAGCACCACCUAUAUAACAACACCAAAAGAGGAAGCAUUUAAGGAAUUGAGAAAGUAUUUCUCUUUGAUGGUAUCUGCAAACUUUGUAUGAUUUAGAUUAGAUAGAACUUUAUUGAUCCCUUUGGGAGGGUUCCCUCAGGGAAAUUAAAAUUCCAGUAGCAUCAUUACAGGAUAAACGGAGAAUAGAAAAAAAGAGAGAACUUCUAGAUAAAUUAAGUAUUUAGAAAACUUCUAGAUAAAUUAAUUAUUUACAUAUACAAAUAUAUUAAAGAUAUGAAAAAAGUCCAGCAGGAGAGGUAUUGCACAUUGUCCAUUAUUGCUUUUUGUCAGGCUAGGCUACUGUUCCUUCCUGUCCUCUGUCCUCCUGUUACCCCCCCCCCCAGAGAGGAGUUGUACAGUCUGAUGGCGUGAGGGACAAAGGAGUUUUUAAGUCUGUUAGUCCUGCACUUGGGAAGGAGCAUUCUGUCACUGAACAGGCUCCUCUGGUUGCUGAUGACUGUGUGCAGUGGGUGACUGGCAUCAUCCAUGAUGUUCAGUAGUUUGUCCAUAGACCUCUUCUCUGCCACCAUCACCAUAGAGUCCAGCUUCAUGCUGACCACAGAGCCGGCCUGCCUGAUCAGUUUGUCCAGCCUGGAUGUGUCCUUCUUGGAUGUGUUGGCCCCCCCAGCACACCACGGUGUAAAACAGGACACUGGCGACCACGGACCGAUAGAACAUCCACAGGAGUUUCCUGCAGAUGUUAAAGGACCGCAACCUCCUCAGGAAGUACAGCCUGCUCUGUACCUUCCUGUACAGGUGAUUGGUGUUGCAAGUCCAGUCCAGCUUGCUGUCCAGCCACAGCCCAAGGUACUUGUAGGAAUCCACAGCCUCCACCUCGACUCCCUCGAUCAGAACUGGUCAUGACCUUGGUCUGGACCUCCCAACAUCAGUGACCAGCUACUUGGUCUUCGAGGUGUUGAGCUGCAGAUGGUUCCUGUUGCACCAAACAGCAAAGUCCCUCACCAGGCUCCUAUACUCCUCUCUGUCGUCCCUGAUACACCCCACUAUGGCUGUGUCAUCGGCGAACUUCUGAACAUGACACAGCUCUGAGUUGUAGCAGAAGCCUGCGGUGUACAGGGUGAAGAGAAGAGGGGCCAGCACCAUGCCCUGGGGUGCUCCGGUGCUGCUAAUCACAGUGUCAGACGUGAUGUCCUUCAGCCUAAUGAACUGCGGCCUGUCGGUGAGGUAGCUGGAGAUCCAGGUGACCAGGCAGGGGUCCACCCACAUCCUGUUCAGUUUGUCCUGAAGCAUAAGGGACUGGAUGGUGUUGAAGGCACUCGAGAAGUCCAAGAAGAGGAUCCUCACUGUGCCAUUUCCCUUAUCCAGAUGUGAGUGGGCUCAGUGUAGCAGGUAGAGGAUGGCGUCUUCCACUACUUCCCAGUAUGCAAACUGCAGACAGUCCUAGGCGUGUUGCACCUGGGGUCUGAGGAGGCUGAGGAAGAGCUGCUCCAACGUCUUCAUCAGAUGUGAACAACGUCAAUGGACGUGAUCCUUCCUCAGUGAUGGUACUGACAGACUCCCGAGAGCAGGUCCCCUCUAGUGCUGGAGCUAUGGAGAUUACUGAAUUUAUUUGUCAGCGCGAUGCAAAUCCAUGUCUCAUUACAGCCGAGCACAGCUUUGGCCGUGCCGGUGUAGAGUGUUACUGCCAGCAUGAGAGUGGCUCGGCUGUCAUCCAACUGCAGUUUCUCAUCAAUGAGGGGGCGCUAGUGAGUGGUUUGGCUGAUGACAGCAUUCAUUUAUGGAAUCUGAGGCAAAAAAUCCCAGCUAUUCUCCACUCCCUUAAAUUCACCAGGGAGAGAAUCACGUUUUGCCAUCUCCCCUUCCAGAGUAAAUGGCUUUACAUCGGAACAGAACGGGGGAACAUUCAUAUUGUCAAUGUGGAGUCCUUCACUCUCUCAGGCUAUGUCAUCAUGUGGAACAAAGCCAUUGAACUCUCUUCAAAAACCCACCCUGGUCCUGUGGUACACAUCAGUGAUAAUCCUAUGGAUGAGGGAAAGCUUUUGAUUGGCUUUGAAUGUGGUAUUGUUGUGCUGUGGGACUUGAAAUCAAAGAAAGCUGACUACCGCUACAGCUAUGAUGAGGCGAUUCACUCAGUGGCCUGGCACCAUGAAGGGAAACAGUUUGUGUGCAGUCAUUCAGAUGGUACACUUACCACAUGGAAUAUACGCUCUCCUGCCAAGCCGGCACAGAUCAUUACACCACAUGGCAAGCAGCCUAAGGAUGGAAAAAAGCCUGAGCCGUGCAAACCCAUUUUGAAAGUGGAAUACAAGACAACCAGAGCUGGGGAUCCUUUUAUGAUUCUGUCUGGAGGUCUUUCAUAUGAUACAGUGGGACGCAGGGCCUGUCUGACUGUAAUGCAUGGAAAAAGCACUGCUGUACUGGAGAUGGACUAUCCCAUUGUGGAUUUCCUAACUCUGUGUGAAACUCCGUAUCCGAAUGAUUAUCAAGAGCCUUAUGCUGUAGUGGCCCUGCUGGAGAAGGAUUUAGUAGUUAUUGACCUUGCACAAACUGGGUACCCCAUCUUUGAAAACCCAUAUCCUCUGACCAUCCACGAGUCCCCAGUGACCUGCUGUGAAUACUUUGCUGACUGUCCAGAUGAACUAAUCCCUGCACUUUACUCUGUGGGAUCCAGGCAAAAGAGACAGGGCUACAGUAAAAAGGAAUGGCCUAUAAGUGGUGGUAAUUGGGGCCAGGGCACACAAAGCUAUCCAGAGAUAAUCAUCACAGGACAUGCUGAUGGAUCAGUCAAAUUUUGGGAUGCUUCUGCAUUAAUGCUGCAGGUGCUGUACAAGCUGAAAACAGCCAAGGUGUUUGAAAAAGCCCGUAACAAAGAGGAAAAGCCCAGCACUGACAUAGUGGAUGAAGACCCUUUUGCCAUCCAGAGUCUGUCCUGGUGCCCAGAGAGCCGCAUGCUGUGUGUGGCUGGAGUCUCUGCUCAUGUCAUUGUUUACCGGUUCAGCAAACAGGAAAUCACCACAGAGGAAGUUCAGCUGUUAGAGGUGCGCAUGCAGUGUGAGCUGAAUGAAGUAGACUCUCCGGAUGGUGGAGGGGACCACGCAUCAGCUGUAUCCACACCGGGAGCUUCAUCCAGCCCUCAGUUCAGCGCACCACAAACACACCUAUCCACCAGCAGCAACAAUUCCACUGAUGGCCUGCGUGAUAACGUGCCCUGCCUCAAGGUGAGGAGCACUCCACUCAAGCAGUCUCCAGGCUACCAGGUGGAACUGGUUAUUCAGCUGGUGUGGGUCAGUGGGGAACCACCGCAGCAGAUCACCAGCCUGGCGGUCAACUCUGCCUACGGCCUAGUGGUUUUUGGUAAUGGUAAUGGCUUGGUGGUGGUGGAUUAUCUUCAGAAGACUCUGCUGCUCAAUGUGAGUACAGCAGAACUUUACGGCUCCUCCGAUCCCCACCAGAGACAGCCCCGUUCACCCCGCAAAGCCAGACAGCCCUCUGGAGGUCUCUGUGAUGGCCACGAUGGUUCUACUGCCUUAGAAGACCGGUGCAAAUCUCCUACAUCAGGCUGCGUAAGCUCUGACUCCCCCUGCCAUUCUGAUGAUGACGGCAAACCAAAUUUCUUUGAAAGGGUGAAGUCGAAAAGCAGACUGUUAUCAAAGAGUGUUGCCAAUGACUUUGCUAAGAUGUCAUGGAAAUUUAGCUUGGCUGCUGAUCAGAAACAAGAUGGGACUAUACAGUGGCAGCGCUCUCUCCCUAAUAAGAAACAUGUGUGUAAUGAGGAGGAAGUGCCAAGAAGAAACGCAACAUCUAUUCACAGGACUCACUCUGUGCCUGAUUCCAAUGCCAAGGACAAUUCCUUUAGCCGCUCGCGCAGCUCCAGCAUGACCAGUAUUGACAAAGAGUCACGUGAGGUCAUCUCUUCCUUACAUUUUUGCGACUCCCUGUCCAGGAAGAGUGACGUAGCAGCAUCCCCCAGCCUUUGGGUGGGCACCUCUGUGGGCACUAUGCUGGGUAUUUCCUUCAAUGUGCCCUCUACCCCUGAGCAGAGGCUGCAACAAACAGUAGGCGUUUCCUUCUGUGGCUCAGUAAUUCGGUUGAAAGGAGGCAUUUUGCACAUGGCAUUGAUGGACUCGAGUGGCUCUCUACAGCCUCCUGCCUCUGAGUGCUGGUAUGACCUCAAUGCCUCUGAGGAGGAGAGGGAAAAGACGCGGCGGCGCCGGCCUGCCUCACCUCCUUCUUCUCAGGAGAACCAAGACACCCACUACGCUGUGGUCUGUUCUGAGAAACAAGCCAAAGUGGCUGCCCUGCCCUCACAGAACUGCAUCUUUGAACACAACAUCACUGAGACCUCGUACGUGCUGAGGGCCGACGUUGUGGUCAUGCCUGCUGGAAUCUGCAUCGCUUGUUUCUGUGCCAACGGGCAUAUCAUGACUCUGAGUCUGCCCAGUCUGCGGCCGUUACUAGACGUGAACUAUCUGCCUCUGACGGACAUGCGGAUAGCUCGAACGUUCUGCUUCUCCAACCUGGGCCAGGCUCUGUAUCUCACCUCCCCUACAGAGAUCCAGAGAAUCACAUACAGUCAGGAAACCUGUGAUAACUUGCAGGAAAUGCUGGGAGAGCUGUUCACUCCAGUCGAGACACCAGAGGCUCCUAACAGAGGCUUUUUUAAAGGUCUUUUUGGAGGUGGGGCCCAAUCCCUGGAUAGAGAAGAUCUCUUUGGAGAAAUGGCAGCAGGGAAAGCCUCACGCAGCCUUGCCCAGCACAUUCCAGGGCCAGGUAGCAUGGAGGGCAUGAAGGGGGCAGCGUCAGGAGUGGUGGGUGAGCUGGCACGUGCCCGGAUAGCUCUAGAUGAGAGAGGACAGAAGCUCGGCGAGCUGGAGGAGAGGACGGCAGCCAUGAUGGCUAGCGCAGACUCGUUUUCCAAGCAUGCACAUGAUGUGAUGUUGAAGUACAAGGAUAAGAAGUGGUAUCAGCUCUGAUGGCCAUGCAGAGAGUCAGGGGGUCCUUUAUCUUGGGGCUGCACAUCCACCCUCACUCUCCUCCCCCUCUUCCUCCACUUCCUUUCUCUCUCAAGUAAAUGUUGUGUCUACUGUUCUCAAGUUCAGCGCCACAGUGUUUCCUCGGUCAUCUGACACAGCUUGAGCUGAGGGGCUGAACAGAGAGCGAAAAUGGAAGAAGCAGGAAGAGGGAAAUAAAUGCCAGCAAAACCCUUCCAUUUCUCUAGAUGAAAUGUGAGGGAUUGAGUACUCUUUCCUGUCACAAAGAUGCUCCCUUCUGUUACAGGAUAGGGGACUCAACAUGAGUUCUGGCCAUGUAACUUGCUCUCGUCAUCGUCAUCAUCAUCUGUGCUGUCAUUUUGUCACUGCCAUUCUAAUCAUAAAGAAAAACAAACAAAAAAAAGAAAGAUCGAUUGAUUAUUUCUAUAAAUGAAUGGGGUGAGAGUAGUUGAACACUGAGCACUCUAAAUGUUAUGCCCAUAGCAUUGCCUGGUGUAAUGCCUUCUGAUUAACAUGGAUCUAAAUAAAUAGCAUGUCUAGUGACUUAGGAAACCUAGCAUUUUACUACUUUUCGUUUCUUUUCACACGAAUUGAAGGCUAGAUGUCUGAUGAAGUAUCAUUAAUUCCAUCUCUAAAGGGCUGGUAAUGUGCUGUAACAACCAUAUAGCAUGUGAUCAUUUCUGCCCAAUCACGGACUGGCCAGUGCAAAAUAGAAUCGCGCUGGUCUUUCGUUUCAGUCCUUUUUCACAAAGGGCAUGUUGGUUUACAUUGCUCAGAUCCCUAGAAAUCCAUUACAAGCUUUUGGUUUCGACACACGUGCAUCCAAACAAAUAUUAAGCUAAAUGAACUGAGCAUGAUCUAAUCAUCUGCUGAAUAUAUAUAGUUUAUGAACAGUUGCAUAUCAUACACUGGAGAACUAUAUCCUGGAGCAUGUGUACUAUUUUUGUCCAUGUGGCGAAACUUGAUGAAAACUUGAUCAGUGUGAGGCAUGACGUUACAGUAUGUGCCUUGUGAUGACUGAUGUAGUAGACUUCCUCACUACCUGGUGGAAACUCAAGAAUGUUCUGUGGAUACUCUGUGGAGUCUUGCUCCUCCUUCCGCUUUUCCCCAUGAUGCUUAAGCUUCUCUGCUGUGUGACCCCUAAGGAGACCCCUUAGAGCAGCUCUGCAGUGAAACUGCUUCCAUCCAGCAGUCCUCAGGUGGAGGAAAGAUGUAUUUCUCUUCUAUUCAUCUCCAUUUCCUCCCCCCCCCCCCCCCCCCCCCAAACCGUAACUUGAUAAAUGCAUGAGUUUGAUCAAACCCAGAGACCCGACUAGAGCCAUCUUUGUGUUUGCCGCAGAGGAAGUGACCGAGUGCCACUAAGCAACUCCAUGCUGUUGGUCAGCAUUUCCCCAAUCUGUACCUGAGAGGGGUUUCUCUUUUGCCUUUGCUUAUCAUGCAAAUAUCCUAACCUCGUCCUAUGUGUAUAUCUGUGAAUCUUUGUGAACAUACAUAUAUGCAGGAAUAUGUGUGUGCUCACAUAUGAUUUACAGAAAUGCCAUAGUACCUGAUUAUUUAAAAUUCUAAGUUGAGACUUUUUUGUUAUGUAUGUGCUGAGUCGUCUUCUUUUUGCGAGGUGCAAGAAAUUGCUGCUACUUGUUUAUUUAGGAGCAUUUUUUUGUUCUUUAUUUACCAAUGAAGGAUGAUGCUUUUCUGUUCUUUUUCCAAAUUGCUGCCAAAUGUUGUAAAUAGUUGGACACUUGAAGACAAAUUUGAGAGUGCGAGCACAGCAAAUGGGGAUGGCUGCCAUGUUCUUGUCUGACACCAAAGAGUUUGAUUAGCUCAUAUCUAAUCAUUCAGACUGAGAGGAUCUGACCUGCUGUGAUGCUUGUUCUAGAGGAUCUGAGAGAAGGGUGUCAUGACUUCCCUUGAAAUCCAGUGAGCCACUCCUUUACUUGCCAUAACAUUUGUGUAAAUACCUACCAAAAUGGAGAAUUUUCAGCGUUGAGCGAACUGAAAAUGAAUUGCGCUACUGUGCUUCAUAUUUUUUUCUUUCUUUCCUUUUUUUCCUUUUUUGUAUAAGCAGUUGUGUGGUUUUACACUAUAUGUUUUGUAUUAUAAUGACCUGAAAGUCAUUUUAUUGAUAUUUUUGUAGUUUGUAUUGUAAGGAUUUUUUUUUUGGGCAUUUGUUUCUUUUUGAAGGACCAAAAUAUGAAUAAGCAAGAUGUUAAGAUGUGUUAAUGGCAAGCUUCAAGGAGUGUCUCUUACUCUCAGAUCUGUCUUCAUUGUCAGUUUAAUGAUAUAAUAUAUUUAUAUAUUUGGAAAAUAUAUAUACUUUUCAUUUGAGAUAUUUACAAAUAAAUACUUUUAGUAUAUUAUUUAAAGAGAAUGGUGCAAUUUAAAAAUAAUUGGUUGUAUAUAUUCUCCGAGUAUCAAAUUGAAACACUUGAAGGUGAUCCAACUGCUUGAUGAUCUGUAGAUGGAGGAGCUGCUUCAGCCUUGAAGCUCUGUGUGUCUCAGACUAUGGGCCGUUUCUGUAUACUGUGUGUCCUACAAGUUUUCUUGCACAAAAAAAAAAAGAAAAAAAGGCAGCAUGAUACUUGGUGUUUACAAAUUUGAAACAUUCAUAAUGUAUACCCUUUAGAGAAGAUGUCUGAUUUCUGAAUCAUGUUAGACAAGAACAGUUCCCAUGUAUCUUUUGUUUCUCAGUCAGGCAUGGAGGAACAUAUUUAACGUGUGUUGUUACAUUUUGAAUUGUUCUGCGUCAGCAUACUCAGCCAAUACAGUACUCCUUAAAGCCCAUGCUCUUCUGUUUUCUGGGGAGAGGGUCUGUUUUCUUAAUUGCCAUGUUUGAAAGUUUCUGUGGGGUGCAGUUUUCCUCAUUAUAGCCAAGUUAUUGUACAGUUUUAUUAAGCAAAAUUUCACAUGGAUGUUUGUCUUAAUAUGCUGCCACCUACAGUCUAGGAAAUAUGUUGAUUAUACAUAACUGUGGAUUGGAAAAUAAAUGUAAAUCAAA
This is a messenger RNA of Neoarius graeffei (lesser salmon catfish), 9405 nucleotides long. RefSeq names its product syntaxin binding protein 5b (tomosyn) (gene stxbp5b). The record is from RefSeq and is a predicted model, not a curated record. Lineage: Eukaryota; Metazoa; Chordata; Actinopteri; Siluriformes; Ariidae. Gene Ontology annotation, biological process: regulation of protein secretion; regulation of exocytosis. Gene Ontology annotation, molecular function: syntaxin binding; myosin II binding; GTPase activator activity. The coding region runs from base 2961 to 6392 and encodes 1143 amino acids. Gene Ontology annotation, cellular component: SNARE complex; cytoplasm; plasma membrane. The transcript has 29 exons.